Molecule: messenger RNA, 1579 nt
Organism: Amphibalanus amphitrite
Lineage: Eukaryota; Metazoa; Arthropoda; Thecostraca; Balanomorpha; Balanidae
Product: autophagy protein 5-like
Exons: 7
Coding region: 449-1237 (262 amino acids)
Biological process (GO): autophagosome assembly; autophagy of mitochondrion; cellular response to nitrogen starvation
Cellular component (GO): cytoplasm; phagophore assembly site membrane; Atg12-Atg5-Atg16 complex
Source: RefSeq, a predicted model, not a curated record
AAUCAGCUGUUUGCGGGCUGUAACGGUCGGCGAUUUAUGGCGCGCAAACAUAAAUCAAGAGAUAAUAAUCGCUUUCUAAUAAAAUAACCUUAGAUUGAUAUCAAACAUUAUUAUUUAAAGAUAUCCAAUCGUCAUCAAUCGCUAAAAUCAUUUCCACUUCCCUCAAAUCUCAUUUAUAAACAAUUCAUAUUUAUAUUACGUGCGCCAAAUAUGUCUACGCAAGAGCCUCCUCCAAAAAACCAACUUUCGUUUGGGAUGAGGGAGGAGGCAAGGCAAAUGGUGGUGGUGAGAUGUGAAAUCAAGAUGAGCUUGGAGGAGCUUGGAGGAGCGACGGGAACGAUUUUUUGAAACGAGAGGAGGUUAGAGGAGCGACGGGAACAAACCCAGUGUUGAUCUCUUGGUGAUGAUAAUAUCAAUAAAUAGCAUAUAAAUAUAGGACAGUGGAAAGAUGCUGGAGGACCGUCAAGUUCUCAGAGAUGUCUGGGAUGGACGACUGCCCGUGUGCUUCAGGCUUGCUGACAAUGAAGUGCACACAGUAUCUGCUCCAGAUCCAUUCUACAUGCUAAUAGCCAGGAUGACAUAUUUUCCAUUGGUUAUUGACAAGGUCCGACGACAUUUUUCACAAAGUGUCCAUCCAGACCAUGCAAAAAGUGAUGUGUGGCUGGAGUGGGGAGACAUGCCUCUCCAGUGGCACUAUCCGGUUGGUCUGCAAUUUGACUUGCUGGCGACUGAUUCGGUUCUUCCAUGGAACCUGGUCGUCCACUUCACCGAUCGUCCAGAUCAGUGUCCGUUCAUGAAACGGGAAGCCAUGGAGUCGUUCUUCUUUUCAACGGUGAAAGAGGCUGAUCAGCUAAAACACAAGGGGUCUGCCAUCUCAUCGCUCGGCAAACGAGACCACAGCCAACUGUGGACCGGCCUCGCGUUCGAUAAGUUUGACCAGUUCUGGGCGGUGAACCGUCACCUGAUGGAGUGUGAGGGCGAGUCGGCGUUCCGCGCGGUGCCAGUGCGCCUGUACCGCGCCGGCGCGCCGUAUGUGCAGCGGCCCGUGCCUGUCCGCGCCGAGGACGGCCGGCAGAACACGCUGCGUCAGCUGAUUACCCAGCUGGCGCCCGACCUGACCGACGACGCACGAGCGAUCAUUCACGGCAUCGAGCCUCCAAUGGAUACGCCCCUGCAGUGGCUCAGCCAGCACUUUAGCUACGCGGACAACUUCUUGCACAUUGUCGCAUUCCCAUGACGACCCUGUCUCUGCAUACUGCCACGGUUACGUCCGGAUCAUGCCAGUUUUUCCUGGAGCUGUUUAGUGGGUUCUUUUCUGCUAGUGAUGCUUGCCGGUGCUGCUCUGGAACCGAAACACUUUUUGAAUCAGAUAGGCUAAUGGAACAGGGUUGUUUCAUUGGUCACGACCCACGAUUCUAGAGGGUAGGAAUAGUUGGAUCAUGCGGCCCCUGAUUCCGGCUUUUGUGCGUUUGCAAUGUGCGUGAUACUUUAUUUGUUUUAUACUUUAUGAUUGCCUAAGAACGUCGUUCUUAAGUUUAUCCAAGUGUUGUCUUUCGGAAAUAUAAAUGUUAAUCGUUAA